GGCCAAACUACAAUAAUAAAAGAAGGUUUAAUGCUGUUAGUUAAUCGAUUUGAACUUAUGUUAAUCUAAUAAUAAGUCGAUUACUUGUUUUCAGAGUGUGCGACUCACAACAAUGACAAAAGAAACUAAUCAACUGCAGCAAGAAUAUACUGAAACGGCGGGAGGUUUAACCUGGAAAGAUUUGAAUUUGAAAUCUUUUUUUUAUCACUCUGCAGUCCAUUAUGGUUCUGAGAUUCGUGGAGGGGUCGGUGGUUCCGUUGUCGCCCGUCCCCACCAUCAGCAGCAGCAGCAGGAGGAGGAGGAGGAGGAGCAUGGACCCGGCAGAUGAGCGCCAUGGAGCGGCCCGGUGUUUUCUGCCCUGCGGCGAAGAUCUCCAUCUAUCAGUGCGCAUUAAUUGAAAUGGCGCAUUUGGCCCCAGGCUGCGGUAGGCAUGAAGCGUGACGCCAGACGCCAUUUAGUCCAGAACCAGGGGGAUGUUGGACCUCCAUGUCCGGGUGGAUCAGCGUCUGAGCCCUGCGGAUGGUGGUGAGCCUUACCGGACCGAGCAGCCCAGUUUAUCCCGGGCAGAGUGCGUCACCAGCCGGAGCCCCGCGCUCCGCUUUCCGCUCCUCAAAAACAAGUCCGGGCAGGAGAACCUAUUCCCGGCCCCGAGGGCCUGAGGUGCCCCGGGGCAAACUCGUCCUGCAGCCUGCGCUCCUCUCUCUUGGUUCUGGUUUUAUUUCUGCUUUACGCACCCUUACCAAAAGGACGGAGACGAAGUCGAGACGGCCUGGAGCCGAACCCAACCGAACUUCAGCUGGAGAUACCGAGCUGCUGUCCAUGUCUUCCGUGUCGGUGUCCUCCCAGCAGGAGAGGCGGAGCCUGUCCAGGAUGUCUCUGAGCCACUCACCUGUCUCCCCCAUGACGGCGCAGGGCAUCCCGUCCCCCGCCCAGCUCACCAAGGCCAAUGCCCCGGUUCACAUCGACGUGGGCGGACACAUGUACACCAGCAGCCUGGCGACGCUCACCAAGUUUCCAGAGUCCAGGAUCGGCCGUCUGUUCAGCGGCAACGAGCCCAUCGUGUUGGACAGCCUGAAGCAGCAUUACUUCAUCGACAGAGACGGAGAAAUCUUCAGGUUCAUCCUGAGCUACCUGAGGACCUGCAAGCUGCUGCUGCCAGAAGACUUUCAGGAUUUCCCCCAACUGUACGAGGAGGCCCGGUUCUACCAGCUGGCGCCGAUGGUCCGGGACCUGGAGCGUUGGCAGGCGGAGCGCGAGGCCCGGCGGUCGGGGGCGCCGUGCGAGUGCUUGGUGGUUCGGGUCACGCCCGAUCUGGGCGAGCGGAUCGCCCUGAGCGGGGAGAAGGUUCUGAUCGAGGAGGCCUUUCCUGAGACCGGAGACGUCAUGUGUAACUCGGUGAACGCCGGCUGGAACCUCGACCCAACCCAUGUAAUCCGCUUCCCGCUCAACGGCUACUGCAGGCUGAACUCCGUACAGGUUCUAGAGCGUCUUUUCCUCAAAGGCUUCAGCAUCAAGGCGUCCUGCGGCGGCGGUGUCGACUCGACCCAGUUCAGCGAAUACGUCCUGUGUCGAGAACUGAGGCCGAGCCGGUCCGUCAGCAGCACCCCGGUCCGGAUCAAGCAGGAACCGCUGGACUGAAACCGGAAGCAGCUGCUGCUUUCAGCGUCUUUUUCUACCCAACCUGUUUUCUAAGCUUCUUAUUUAACAUUUGUGUUGCAGAUAAAAAGUUUAAA
Poecilia reticulata (guppy) is the source of this 1733-nucleotide messenger RNA. RefSeq names its product BTB/POZ domain-containing protein kctd15-like. Gene Ontology annotation, molecular function: protein binding. The record is from RefSeq and is a predicted model, not a curated record. Lineage: Eukaryota; Metazoa; Chordata; Actinopteri; Cyprinodontiformes; Poeciliidae. Gene Ontology annotation, biological process: protein homooligomerization.